Frieseomelitta varia is the source of this 1767-nucleotide messenger RNA. It is a transcript of the gene Idh3a, whose product is annotated as probable isocitrate dehydrogenase [NAD] subunit alpha, mitochondrial. Gene Ontology annotation, molecular function: isocitrate dehydrogenase (NAD+) activity; magnesium ion binding; NAD binding. The record is from RefSeq and is a predicted model, not a curated record. Gene Ontology annotation, biological process: isocitrate metabolic process; tricarboxylic acid cycle. Gene Ontology annotation, cellular component: mitochondrion. NCBI's taxonomy places the organism in Eukaryota, Metazoa, Arthropoda, Insecta, Hymenoptera, Apidae. The coding region runs from base 149 to 1225 and encodes 358 amino acids. The transcript has 6 exons.
UAUUCCGUUUCCGAAUAGCAGAAGACGUCGUUUCGCGGGAACCAAUCACAAGUGUGAUUCGUCUCUGGGUUUUUGGUAUUACUUCUGACGUGCGCAACUACUUUGGGUGGUGGAGGUUCGUGUUUUUAUUGUAAAAUUUACAAAGAGAAUGGCAGCGCAGUGGAUACGAAAUGCAGUCCCGAAAAUUGGCUGCGUGCGUUUUUACAGCAGUAAAGUUCACAAAUGCACACUUAUACCCGGAGAUGGUAUCGGGCCCGAAAUUUCUUCUGCCGUGCAGAAAAUUUUUGACGCUGCCAAGGUGCCGAUAGAAUGGGAAUCUGUUGAUGUGACACCAGUAAAAGGCCCAGAUGGAAAAUUUGGCAUUCCACAAGCUGCUAUUGAUUCAGUUAACAGAAAUAAGAUUGGUUUGAAAGGACCAUUGAUGACACCCAUAGGAAAAGGACAUAGAUCUUUAAACCUUGCAUUAAGAAAGGAAUUUAAUUUAUAUGCUAAUGUCCGACCGUGUCGUUCCUUAGAAGGUUAUAAGACAUUGUAUGAUAAUGUCGAUGUUGUCACUAUCAGAGAAAAUACAGAAGGAGAAUACUCUGGUAUAGAACAUGAAAUUGUAGAAGGAGUUGUACAGUCAAUUAAAUUAAUUACAGAGGAAGCUUCAAGUCGAGUAGCCGAAUUUGCUUUUCAAUAUGCUCAAGAUAAUAAUAGGAAAAAGGUGACUGCUGUACACAAAGCAAAUAUAAUGAGAAUGUCAGACGGUUUGUUCUUAAGAUGUUGUAGGGAAGCUGCGCAAAAGUUUCCUUCCAUUAAAUUUGAAGAAAGAUAUUUGGACACUGUGUGUCUAAACAUGGUUCAAGAUCCCAGUCAAUAUGACGUACUUGUAAUGCCUAAUUUAUAUGGCGAUAUUUUAUCUGAUAUGUGUGCUGGACUUGUAGGAGGACUUGGUCUUACACCAAGUGGAAAUAUUGGCUUAAAUGGUGCAUUGUUUGAAUCUGUGCAUGGAACUGCUCCAGAUAUAGCAGGUCAAGAUAAAGCAAAUCCAACAGCAUUAUUACUCUCUGCUGUAAUGAUGCUUAAAUAUAUGGGAUUAAAUGAACAAGCAAGAAUUAUUGAAAAUUCUGCUUAUGAAACUAUUAAAGAAGGUAAACAUUUAACAGGAGAUCUUGGUGGAUCUGCAAAGUGCAGUGAAUACACUAAUGAAAUUUGCAAGAAAGUUUCAGCAUUAGCGAAAUAGAUGAUAUAAAAUUUAUUGGGUAUAAGCUGCCAAAUACUCGUAGAAACAAUACAUGUGAGGUAAAACGUUAUUUUUAAACGUUUCUGUAAUUAUUAUUUUCGAAAUCUUUUUCAAUAUGCUCCUUCAUUAUGUGUCGUUUAGUUGAAUGAAUUGCAAAGAUUUUCAGUGUAAGCAAACAGGAUAUCUUUCUCAUUUACAUUCAUUUAGGUAAUUUUUGUUGAAUACUUGAACUAGUUCAUUGUGAAACUUGAUGUUACUCAAGUUCGUGGAUUUGUUAAUGUGUAAUAGCAUUUAAUACAAUUUUAUCGCGAUGUGGACACGCGUAGUUUAAAAUAUUGACUGAAUACACGUAUAUGUAUGAUUGUCAUACUUCUUUAUCGUAAAAAAAAGAUUCUAAUAGAAUCUGUAAAAAUUAGGUAUGUAAAUUAAUCUAGGAAUGCUGUAUAAUACUUUUAAAUGAAGUUGUUGAUGAUGUGUGCCUCGAGGAAAAGUUUCAAAAACAUUGCGCAGUAUUACACAUAAAUAAAAUAUUAUGAAUUCUA